This is a messenger RNA of Cladophialophora immunda, 4392 nucleotides long. RefSeq lists its product as uncharacterized. Gene Ontology annotation, molecular function: nuclear export signal receptor activity; RNA binding. Gene Ontology annotation, cellular component: nucleus; RNA nuclear export complex; cytoplasm. The coding region runs from base 374 to 4183 and encodes 1269 amino acids. Gene Ontology annotation, biological process: RNA export from nucleus; protein export from nucleus. The record is from RefSeq and is a predicted model, not a curated record. Lineage: Eukaryota; Fungi; Ascomycota; Eurotiomycetes; Chaetothyriales; Herpotrichiellaceae. The transcript has a single exon.
CCUCUGUUCGCCAAACAAUUUUCCUCCUUCUACGAUCCUUCUCUGCAAACUCUCGCUGACGAAGUGGGAGCCAUCUACUACCGUGUUGGAUUUUGGGCAUAGAGACCUGAUGCUCUCCUAGACAAAGGAACGACAACGGGCGGUGGCCGUGGUGACAAAUCUUUCACCGUGAACCGGCCAAGCAGCAGACCGACAGGCAGAACUUGUGCCUGCAAUCUCUGCCAUCAUUCUAAGUUGCCAAUAAGAACGAAUAUCGAAUCAGCACAGACCAGCUCUCAAUAUCCCCAACCUGAAUCUUCUGAGUCGGUCCCACCCGAGGCCGAUAUGCCACUCACAUCACAGACUGUCACCACAUAGAUCGACAUACCUGGAGAUGACAGACGCAGCCACGGCCAACGGCACCACAAAUGGAGCACAUGAACCGUCUUAUGACACCUCCAAUAUCCUGGAAGCUUUACAAGUCAUCCACAAUCCCGCCACCAAGAAUGAGGUUAGGAGGCAAGCGUCGGAGUACCUGGAGGGGUUGAAGUUGAGCAAUGAAGCGCUUCAAUAUGGCUGUGCCCUCUCGAGCGACAAAACGCAGCCGCCUCUGGUACAACAUUACGGACUUUCCGUGCUCAGCCAUAUCGUCCGACAUGAGGUUCACCAUCUUUCUGAACAGCAAACCAAUCAACUUCGGGAAUGCAUCCACGAGCUGGGCCGGUCGAUCCAGGACAGGGAUCUUGUUUUCAUUCGCAACAAAAUUGCCGAGCUAUGGAUCGAAUUGGCCAAGCGCUACUGGGCUCUGGAUAUGUUCGGCCUGGAUGAGCAUUUGGUGUACCUAUGGGAACAGGACCUCGUACAUAAGGACUUUGUUCUCACGAUACUGGAAAACUUGUCGGAAGACAUCUUUGUUCGGGAUGAUAGCAUUGCCAUUAUGCGAGGGCGAGAUUUGAACUCCGCGCUUGUCGAGAUCUUCACAUCCAGCUCAAACUUCGCAGGAGGCAUCAAGAUCGGCGAGACCACCCACCACAUGCGCUAUGGAAAGGACGGCUGGCUCACCAGAAUCAGGCAAUUCCUCGAGGAAGCAAUCCAAAGCCCUAGCAUAGAGGGACAGCUCAAAGAGGUCAUCCUGAAGGCUCUUGCCACUAUACGCUCAGCUUUCACGUGGGUCAUGACACCAGCUGUUGUACAAUCGAUGGCUUUGGCAGUGACAUGUGGAUUCCUGACCCAAGCAGAUCCGGACCUCAUCAUGGCUGCCAUCGACAGUCUACUGUCGUUGUACGGAAGAGUUCGCCUAGAAGAGCUCGAGGUGCAAGCUCUUGUGCAUCCACUAAUCCAGCCUGACAGUAUCGCAACACUACGACAGCUAUACAGCUGGUCUGUUGUUUCAGCGAAUGAAAUGGACAGCAGCAAGUAUGUCAUUUCGAAAAAGCUCUCGGAGUUGAUGUCCCUGUUUGCGGAUCACAUGUGCCAAUACAAACCUCCGGACGUUGACACUCUCGACCUUUUCCCCUUUUUGCGGUUCUUGACCAUGGUCGCAGAACAUGAAAGUCUGAUAGUCUCCAUUCCAGUGGUUCACUCUUGGGUCAAGAUGCUGGAGGUACCGAGCUGGCGGACAACUCCCGCCGUAUCACAAUGUAUCGGUCCGCUUCUGGAGGUAGCGUCACAACGACUCAUGCAGUAUGAUCAGCUCCCGGAGGAUACCCAGGAAUCUGUGGUGAUUUUCGUGAAUGAAGAGAUCGAGCUCUUUCCGGAACGCCAGGGGUUUUACAUGAACUAUCGCAGGCUCUGCUCGGCUGUCAUUGAAUGGAUCUGUUUCGCACAAUUGGAAGACGCGAUUCACGCCGUCAUGAGUCGAGUUGACGCUCUCUUAAAUGACAUCGAAUCAGCGGAACAGCAGUUUGACAUUACGAGGUAUGGACGCGUGUCGAUGCAUCUCCUCCGCGCCGACGCCUACUUUGCCAUGGUCGAUGCAGCAUUCAAAGGAUUCGAUCGAUGGCAGGGGGCACACCGAGAAAGUUCAAGUCCGGAAGAAGACCAGCUCGGGCAAAGAAUGCGGGAAGAGACUAAAGCUUGGAUGUUGAACAUGAUGAACAAUAGGCACUUUAAAGACCCGCAGAUCAGGCAACGCCAGAUCAAGACGGUAGUCGAGGUUUCCAAUCGAGCUCUGAAGAAGGACACGGGCUUCGCUUUUAGCGUCCUGGAGCACAUAUUGUCCUCGUUCAUCAUAGCUGGGCAACAAGAUUCCACCUAUGCAGACGCUGUCGAGGACCUGCACAGCUAUGCUACGAGCGAGUUGAGGCGCUUGUCGUUGCAACAUGCCGACUAUUUUGUCACCUUCUACGACCAGCUCCAAGCGAAAUUCUCAGAUCUAAUAGAUCAGAUUAGUGCCAGUGAACGACUGCAGGUUGAUUUGAAGUCUACGCUCUUCUCAGUCAUCCAACAUGCGACCGGGGUCGACUACGCCCAACGUCAAGCCAAACUGGAAGAAUUCCUCCGACCGAUUGCCGCAGCCUGGGCAGACCAAAGCUUCCAAUCCGCUUUAGGCAGCUUGGAGUCUUUUGCCCAUUUCCAAGGGUUCGACCAGGUUGGACCGUACCUGGCGUCUUUAGGAGCAGGCAAAAUUGAAGAUUGGUCUGCCGUUCCCUACGAUAAUCGUGGAGUGCAGAUUCAGAACGAGAUGUCGUCUGCUUAUGCAAGAUUACCUCUUCGAGCCACGCGGAUUUUCCUGAGCAUAUCUACCGACAGACUCGAGCAGGGUUCUCAGCUCCACAGUAUGAUAUGCGACUUGUGGUCACCCAUGGUCCCAAUGAUGCUGGAGUACGUUCUCCGUCUUACGAGCUAUAACCACCAGUUGCACAAUCCCUCAUCGUGGCCGAAUGUCCCCCCUGACCUCGAGGGUGUCAUCCGACGAGUUCUCCGAGACCGAUACUGGCAGUCGGGGAUCUCGGCGGGUUCCAUGGGCGAGUUUCACAGCCGGGUCAAAGCCUCCAAGUCAACGCUGGAGGGAUUUGCAUCAUCAGUGCGCGGGAAAAUACGAGGACACCUCGAACAAUGCUACAGCAUCCUCCACACACUGGGUAGGCUGGGCCCGACUUUCUACAGCUUGCAGCAACUCCCUGAGUUGAUCGCACAAGCCGCCAUUGAUUCGGCAGCUCCGCUGAGCCCGCAUCAUUUCUCUGUCAUGCUCCAGAUGCUGCCGAAGUUGAUUGACGAAUGUCCGCCGGGAAGUCGGCAGCAUUUCCUGACUCCAAUCAUCCAGUCCGUCCUUGUGCAGAUGGACACCAAGCUCUCAAUUGAGUGGGAGAAGAUGAACCAACGGAAACAAAACAAGCAUGACGAGGAGAAUCUUGGAGACGAGAUGAGAGAUGACUCGGUGCUGCGGCAGACUACCUAUCGGGCCGUCAAUCUGGUUGCGCACUGGUUGCAGCCGAAGCGCGAACAGGAGCUGAGCUCAAAAAAGUCGAUUGUUAAUCGCAACUACUUGAUCGACGGCAGUCAACAAACAAUGCGCGAGUUUUUGCUCUCGAAUGUGCAAAUCCUGGAGAAGCUGCUUGUCCUCAUCACCCAUGCGCUUGCGUUCAAGGACAUGAAGUCGUCCUACCAGAUGCUCAUGACUGCCCACCGUCUUGUUCCAGAGUUUGCAUCCGACCGCUUCGUUAGCGGCCAAGAAGCCGCCGCGGUGCGCGAGUACAUCUCGACGGAGAUGCUCAAGACCGCAAUCACUUGCUUGAACGACGGCUAUUUCGCCGACCAGCAGGUCUACUAUGCCCAGCUGAUCGCGGGGAUCUGGCUCUCGUACGGGUUGCCGAACCACGUCCCCGCCACAGAGACCACGCCCGCUCACGAACGCCAGCCGUUGACCUCGACGCCCCAAGACGUGAUCCUCAGCUUACCCGGCAUGACCGAGGCAAAGGUCAGCCACGCAUCUGCGUUGCUUCUCAAGGAGGCCGCCGUGGGCAGCCGGUCAAAGAGGCUCCGAGCCAUCAUACUCGCACUGCUCGAGGGCGUCAGAGGGGUCCGGGUUAGUGAGCUGGGCAAGAUCGACACGAGGCAGCAGCACUCGAAGAUCUUGGAGAAGUACAAGCAAAGAGAGAUGUUGAGCAUGCAGGGCGUCGAAGACGCGGGGCAGAACGUCGGGAGCGGCCCUGGGGACGACGGAGCUGAUUUGGCGGGAGUGGCGGACAUGUUUUCUGGCUAGAACUGGGGGGCAAAAGACCGCAAACAACCACAACAACGACUGCGGGGAAUAGAGUAGAUGUUAUGCGCACGUUGGAUAUCGAGGCGGGCAGCGCUCGAAGGCAGGCACGUGAAGCUCAAUGCGAAUUUUGCAAACGGACGUCAAAGCCAGCCUCCUCACUGCGAGAUGAUCGUCUGUAACGGAACGAUGCAUUCCUUGUCCCAAUGCUG